GUCACGCAGCUUAUGGACACGGACUGCAACACUCGCAUCAGCGCAGCGGAUGCGAUGAAGUUCGAUUGGCUCAAGACCGCCCACAAGGAAGGACGGAAGCUGAUUACGCCACAUACAGUGCAAGGCAUUCUGUCCUAUGGGACGAAAACACUGCUGCAGAAGAAGUGCAUGCAAGUCAUUGCCUGCCACUUGCCAGAAGAGGAGAUCAAGGAGCUAGCAAAAACGUUCCACACCCUGGACACAAACGGAGACGGUGAAGUCUCCCUGAGCGAGCUCAAGCACGCUAUAUCCUUGGUGGGGAAGCGCAAGGGUGCGAAAGGCAAGCGCAAGAACUCGGUCUCUGGUCCUACCGAUGGGGACAUGCUGAAGCUUGUGGCGGCGAUGGAUAGCAACGGUGACAAUCGAAUCAGCUACACAGAAUUUCUGGCUGCGUGCCUGGAGGAGAAACACUACCACCAAGAGGCUGCUUGCUGGCAUGCCUUUCGGUUCUUCGAUCGGGACAACGAUGGCAAGAUCACGCGGCAGGAGCUCCUAGAAGCCCUGAAGGACGAGGAGUUCGGGGACAUGCUGCCGCAGAAGGUCAUCGCUGACCUGGUGAAGGCCGGCGACAGCAACGGGAACCACACCUUGGAUUUCUACGAGUUCAUGGCUUUGGUGCAGCCGGACCGGGAGUGGACGGCGCCACAGGUGGCCUCACAGGGCAAGGACGGCAAGGAUGCAGGCCCCGGGCCACCUUCGCCGCUGAAGGCUGACCGCCGGAAGCGCAAGAACUCGAAUGUGGGGCUGUGCCCUUCAUGCGGGCAGAGCCGUCAGCUCAAGGAUCGUGACAAGAAGGGCUUGAUGUGCGCGGGCUGCUGGAUGGCACAGCAGUGA
Molecule: messenger RNA, 873 nt
Organism: Symbiodinium necroappetens
Lineage: Eukaryota; Dinophyceae; Suessiales; Symbiodiniaceae
Source: the annotation of a GenBank genome assembly